Messenger RNA from Sturnus vulgaris (Common starling), 738 nucleotides. Its product is annotated as transmembrane protein 182-like. The record is from RefSeq and is a predicted model, not a curated record. Gene Ontology annotation, cellular component: membrane. NCBI's taxonomy places the organism in Eukaryota, Metazoa, Chordata, Aves, Passeriformes, Sturnidae.
AUGAAGGCUGGAGCAGCCUCCCUGGCAGCUGGCAUCCUCGGGGGCACCGGGGUGCUGCUCUUCCUCAUCGCCUUUGGGACGGAUUAUUGGCUUCUGGCCACGGACACCUGCGGGGUCUUCGAGCAUGGGAACAGCACUCUGAGCACCGGGGGGGCUGGAACUCCGACAGAGGCUGGGAAGGAGAUGCUCACGUUCCACCACGAGGGUUUCUUCUGGAGGUGCUGGUUCUUUGGGGAGGGCCACCCCGAGUCCAUCUGGACCUUCUGGUACACCAGCCAAGCACACCCCAAGUUCUGCAUGCAUGGCUACCUCUUCCCCAUGCCCAUUGCUGUGGGACCUUUCCCCCAUCCCUCCUAUGACACCACUGCAGUGUACAGAGGAUUUUGGACAGCAUUCAUCCUGCUGGCCGUGGCUGCUGGGCUCGUGGGGGGAUUCCUGCUGGUGUGUGGGGUCCCCUUCUCCAGCCCCCACUCCUACAAAGUUGGGGGAGGAUUCCUGCUGCUCUCAGGAGGUUUGUUUCUCCUGCUGGUGUUUCUCUUUGUGAUGUGGAAGGAGUUUGCAGCUGACUUCCAGAAGUACAUCCUUCUGGAGAGGAGUGAGAGGUGCCUGGAUGAUGUCCCUGUGCACGUUUACUACGGCUGGUCCUUCAUGUUCGCCGCCGCUGGCGUGCCCCUGGUGCUGCUCUCUGGACUCCUCUUCUUCCUGGUGGGCAGAGACAUUAUGGAUUCCCUGCAGUAA